GGGGAGAUAUUUGUGGCAGACGGUUACUGCAAUCAGCGCGUAGUGAAGUUCUCGCCCAAUGGUGACUACUUAAUGGAGUGGGGCGUGGACGGCGUGGACGGGAUGAAAGACUCGAGAACAAAAGGCUUUCUAGUGGCACACAGCAUCACUCUUGUGCCCGCUUCAGGUGAAGGUGCAGACGGUGUGGAGCAGGUCUGUGUUGCCGAUCGUGAACGUGCGCAAAUUGACUGCUACGACCUCAAUGGUCGUCGUCUGGUUCAGUAUGGUGGUAGCAUUUUCAAGCCCUCCGUCUACGCGAUCUCCUUCAGCCCCGUGUACAAGUGA
This is a messenger RNA of Hydatigera taeniaeformis, 324 nucleotides long. NCBI's taxonomy places the organism in Eukaryota, Metazoa, Platyhelminthes, Cestoda, Cyclophyllidea, Taeniidae. The record is from the annotation of a GenBank genome assembly.